Anopheles bellator is the source of this 2741-nucleotide messenger RNA. RefSeq names its product cyclic AMP response element-binding protein B (gene CrebB). The record is from RefSeq and is a predicted model, not a curated record. NCBI's taxonomy places the organism in Eukaryota, Metazoa, Arthropoda, Insecta, Diptera, Culicidae. Gene Ontology annotation, biological process: regulation of transcription by RNA polymerase II. The transcript has 6 exons. Gene Ontology annotation, cellular component: nucleus; transcription regulator complex. The coding region runs from base 801 to 1853 and encodes 350 amino acids. Gene Ontology annotation, molecular function: RNA polymerase II cis-regulatory region sequence-specific DNA binding; DNA-binding transcription factor activity, RNA polymerase II-specific; protein binding.
CGUCGGUUUACUGCGUUUGCGGGUUAUCCACCAUUAACGUUGCCAGUGCCGUGCCGUUGUAACCAGCGAGGUGACCAACCGUGCCGCCCCCGUCGUCUCGUCCCGUCUCACGUCCCCCGGUCCCGUUCCGUUGUCACAUCUCGUGUCGUCUUGUCCGUCGCCCAUCGGAAGACCAUCCCACCUAGCUCCGUGGCGGUGUGGCUGGCGUGUGUGCGGAGACACAUCCAAUAGAGCGCCGUGCAUCCAUUUCGUUACUACCACCACCACCACCACCAGCAGCAACAGCAGCAGCAGCGUGAGCUUCAGUGUUUUGUGGCCAUCGUUGUGUCGCUACAAUCAUCACACCAUCCCGUAUUCCCGCGCUCCUCGAUCAGUGCUCGUACACGCUGAAGAAGCAACGCUAGCCAAAUCCAACGCCCAAGCAAGAGUCACCUGUUCCAUACGGCUGUGCGUCUGGCAAACCACCUGUUUGUUCCAACUUCCGAACACAGAGAAACGUUACGCAGUAGUUCCGAAAGAUGAUUACAGCUGUCGCGUUUACGAUUGCACGAUUACAGUUCGUGUAGACACGUGUGUGUGUGUGCCUGUGUGUGUAUGUGUGUGCAUUACAUAUGAUAACAAGUGGUGGUCGGUUUUAGGCCGAAGAUCGACAUUGGUAGUGUGCGUCCGCAGGAAGGAUUGUCCGAACUGUUGGGUUUGUGACUAGCGCUGGAGAGAGAGGUUCGUAACACUGUCGCUGGUGGCGCUAGCGACACAAGCACCUGCAACACGGAAGACCUAGCGGAGGUUCGGGGCGGAGUAUGGACAGUAGUAUGGUCGAGGAGAACGGUUCCUCGGCGAUAGGCGAUCCGAUAGGAGGUGGUGGUCGGGCAGGUGGUGCAAACGUCGCUACUGGUUCAGCGGUUGCUGAGGUGUCCGGUGGUGGGCGGGAUCCUUCGGGGGCGCAACUCAACGACAAUAGCAGUACCUCCAGCAACAGUGCCAGCAGCAACAGCACGGCGGCUACGGGAGGAAGCGCUGUCAGCGGCGCUGGUGGCGGUGGGAGCGGUGGGGGGGUAGUCAUUUCCGCCGGUGGAGCCACGGGAAACGUGAACAGCCCGGUAACGGUUGACGGUGCCGUUGGUCCGGAAGCGGCUCUCGUAUCGCUGGCGGCGGCAGCAAACGUUGCGGCGGCGGCCACAAACAUUGUACAAAUACUACCAACAUCGCAAACGGCAGGCCAGCAAGUACAAUCCGUCAUACAGGCGAAUCAACAGUCGGUAAUACAGACCGCCACCGCCAACGUACCAAUCCCCAGAGGCGUCCUUCUAGUGUGUAACAAACCCAACUCCGUAAUUCACACAACAACGGGCAAUUUGCAGGCGAUACACAUCAAACCCGAACCGCAUAUUGGCACUGGUCCGGUUACUAUCAUGACCGACACAAACAGCGACGACACGUUGUCAGAUGAGGAAGCGUCCCCUAAGAAGCGGAGAGACUUGCUGACCAGGCGACCAUCGUACCGUAAGAUAUUGAACGAUCUCGGUGGAGCGGAAAUCGCGAACACCCCGACCGAUGGUUCUGGACUGCACGCGAUAGCAGCCCCUGGCGGUGGAAUAGUACAAUAUUCUCAGCCCCAGGAGAGCAUUUACGUACCUCUCAUGGGCGGCAACGCGCAGAUGGAGGAUCAGUCGCGCAAGCGUGAGAUGCGGUUGCAGAAAAAUCGGGAAGCAGCCCGCGAGUGCCGGCGAAAAAAAAAGGAAUACAUCAAGUGCCUAGAGAACCGAGUGGCGGUGCUGGAGAACCAGAACAAGGCCCUCAUCGAAGAGCUGAAGUCGCUGAAAGAGCUGUACUGCCAGCAGAAAAGCGACUGAGUCGUGCAGAACCCCGAUAGCAGCUGCGUAACAGACCGACGAACGUGAGGAGUGCUGGAAUAGUGGCCGUGUAGCAGACCUCUAGCGCCACAGGAACACUACCAUCAACUGUUUUCUCCGCUUGUGCGCCAAAGGAAGCUGCGGCGACGAGCUGCUCCAGAGAUAAGAAAGGUUUUACCGUCCUGCUCGACCAAAACUCAACGGAAUGCGAAUCGAUCACGCGUGGGGUUUUCUCGUAGACGUUAAACAAUACGACCGGGCGACCGACAGGCACUGCUGGCGCCACUGAGACGACUUGAUCAUAGAGUGAGCUUAUGCAUUGCUUAUCCCCUAUGCGUGCAGGUCAACCGGCAUCAGUUUGAGGAACAGGAAGGAAAUCGAAGAAAUAUGUGUUUUAGCAAGGCUGAGGGAGCUCGCUGUGUGAUUGUCCAGGUUUUUGAGGCGCUUUUAGCGUUUUUUAGUAUCAAGUGGUGUAUAACAAACAGAAUUAUUAUAAGACCACAAUGGAGUGGAAUGGUAAAACGAAAAAGGUGCAAUUAAUUUCCUUACAUACACACACACACACACAAACGCACACACACAAACACACACACACACACACAUACUUCCGGGUGGCCAAUCGAUUUAACUGUUGUGUAGGUGUGCACCUCUCGAUCGACGCGGAUAGGAUUUCACAGGGCGACUGGAAGAUGUUGUUGUUUUUAUGAUUUGAGAGAUUUUGAGCAUGAAGGCUCUUUCAUCUCUAAGUCGGGACAAUGUUUGAGCUUGUUGGAAGUGAUCAUUCAAUAUAUAUUUGAGAUAUGUUUAAGAGAGUACGAUCACCAAACAUCUAGUCUACGUCCUUGCGCAUCUCCAAUAAAAUGCAUUGCCAUAACCGACCGAAAUGAA